Paracoccidioides brasiliensis Pb18 is the source of this 3666-nucleotide messenger RNA. RefSeq names its product DNA repair ATPase SMC5. Gene Ontology annotation, biological process: double-strand break repair via homologous recombination. Gene Ontology annotation, molecular function: ATP hydrolysis activity; ATP binding. The transcript has 6 exons. The record is from RefSeq and is a predicted model, not a curated record. The coding region runs from base 1 to 3666 and encodes 1221 amino acids. Gene Ontology annotation, cellular component: Smc5-Smc6 complex.
AUGCCUUCUGUCGUACCCAUCCUGCAGCGGCGACGGCGAGCCAAUGAAUUGGAAUCUGACCGCGACGAUAGUAGCGAUGAAAGGGGGGAGACGUAUAUUUCUCGAGAGGGCACACCCUUUUCCCAAGCAUCAAAUGGGAGCAAGCGCGUUCGCCUUUCAGCACCAGACAACAGUGAAAAUGGCGGAAACGAUACGAGUGGUUCGCUAGAAAGCGAUAGUGAUGAUGGGGCUGAUCCGGCGGAGGUGACAAGGUCAAGGAACACUCUCUAUCCGUCCGUCGUCAAGACCGAGCGCGGAUCUCGCACAAAACAUUCUGCUGGUAGUAGGCAACCAAGCGCGCAAGUAAUUGGAGACGGAGAUGGAUCUAGUCCGAAGCAUCGUCCUGGGUCGAUUGUGAGGGUCAAGCUUACAGAUUUUGUAACUUAUACCUCCGCAGAAUUCUUUCCUGGCCCAGGGUUGAAUAUGGUGAUUGGACCUAAUGGAACUGGGAAGAGUACCCUUCAUUUAGGACGUGCUAAAGAUCCUGCUGAAUUUGUUAAACAUGGUUGCGAAGAGGCCACUAUUGAAAUUGAGCUGGCUAAAGGGCCAGGCCAUCGCCAGAACCCGAUUAUCCGCAGGACUAUUGUGAGGAGAGACAACAAAAGCACCUUCACUCUCAACGGGAAACCCUCAACCAAGGCCCGUGUCCUUGAGCUUGCGCACUCAUUCUCCAUCCAAAUCGACAAUUUGUGCCAAUUCCUUCCUCAGGACAAAGUCGCUGAGUUCGCUGCACUUUCCCCAAUUAACUUAUUACACUCUACACAGCGAGCAGCAGCUGGCCCUGAAAUGAUAGAAUGGCAUGAAAGUUUGAAGACGCUACGUGCCGAGCAGAAGAAGUUGCUAGCUGCUAAUGCUGAGGAUCGAGAACAGUUGGCAAAUUUGCAAAAUCGGCAAGAACUGCAACGGGUGGAUGUGGAGAGGAUGCAACAAAGGGCGCUGAUACAAAAAAAGAUCGCCUUACUAGAAAAAGCAAGGCCAAUUCCAAAAUUCCAGGAGGCCCGGCAAGCUCUCAAGGAUGCACGGCAAAAACGACGGGAUCUUCAUAACGAGCAAAUGGAAUUGGAGAACCAGCUAGCUCCGGCUCUCAAGUCAGUUAAUGAGAAGAGGGACUAUUCUCUUGCGCUACAUGAUGUUGUCGCCCAGAAAAGAGACAUGGUGGUUAAAAAGGAGGAACUCAGUGCUGCAAUUGUUGGAAAAUUAGACAAGGUGCAGGAUACUAUAAAAGAUUUGGAUGCGCAAAUUGAAGCAGAGAAAAAGGCAGGGAUCACGCAUCGGGAGAAUUAUAAAAAGUCACUUCACUUAGUCAACAAAAUCAAGCGACAAAUGGAGGAGGAACCCGUGGAAUUCGAUGUUGCAGCCUUUACAAAUAAAAUUCGGGAUACUGUGCGAGAACUUAGGGAUAUCGAAGAGAAAUCGAGGAGUAUCCAGGAGUCCAAAAAGAGCACGUUUCGGGAUCAUCAGAUAAUUAAGGGGAAAAUUGUGAAAGAAUAUGAACGCCUUCAAAACCUGGACUCCGAGAGUGGACGCCAGGCAGAGAAACUGAAGUCUUUAUCUGCAGACACUGCCAAAGCGUGGGAAUGGAUAAAAGCGAAUCAAUCCAGGUUCGAAAAGAAAGUCUUUGGUCCGCCACUCGUGGAAUGCUCGAUAAAAGAUCCCACAUAUGCGGACGCCAUAGAAUCGCUAUUACAGAGGAAUGACUUUUUGACCUUCACGGCGCAGUGCCGAAAUGACUUUAGGAUUCUACAGCGAGUACUCUAUUCCGAAUUGAAGCUUCAUGAUAUCUCUCUCAAGGUAUCAUCGAUAACCCUAUCAGAUCUUCGGUCUCCAAUAACGGACGAGGAACUUCGGUCCUUGGGAUUCGACAGCUGGGCCCGAGAUUUAUUGACUGGACCUGAGCCAGUCGUGGCUAUGCUCUGCAGCGAAAACAGGUUGCAUCAGACGCCCAUAGCUCGUCGAGAUAUUACAGACGAAGAAUACACGAGGUUGAUAAACAGCCCGAUCAGCAGUUGGGUGACUGGAAGCCAGUCCUAUCAGGUUGUCCGUAGACGUGAAUAUGGGCCGAGCGCCAUAUCGACUCGAGUUCGGCAACUUCGACCUGCCCGACACUGGACAUCCCAGCCAGUUGAUGUUUCCGCCAGAAGCAGCAUUGAAAAUAAUAUCCAGGAAUUGAAAAAGGAGUUUGAUACGCUUCAGGGGAUCCUUGACGAACAAAGAGAGAGUCUUGAAAAUUUUAAAGGACAAUAUCAAAAGGCGCAGAGAGAGAAGGUUGAAUUGGAGCAGGAAAAGGCAACUAAACAGACUGCCCUGAUGAAUUUUAAAGCUUUGCCUACAAAAAUGGCACAGCUGCAGGGAAAGGCGCACGCGUCGGAAAUUGCAAUGGAUGCGGUGAAAAAGAGAGUUGAAGCGCUUCGCAAUAAACAAGAUCAAGUUUCCCUUGAAAAGGCCUCGAUAGCUCUUGAAUAUGCUACUUGUGUCAAUGAAUUCCAGUACUUGAUAGAAGAUCUUGCUUUGGCGGAGGUUAAUCUCCUUGAGGCCGUAUCCGACCUUGAUACGCUCAAGGAGAGAAACACGGAAGUGAACCGUAUCCUCAACAAUAAAAAGGCGGAACUUGCACAAGCCAUCGAAGAGUUUACGGCGGCAACUACACGAUUUAACGAGUGCCAGGAGGAUUUCCAAGCAUUUGCUAACAUAGUCAACAAUGACCCAGAGCUGCAAAAUCCCGAAAUGAGAGAGCUCAUUGACGCUACCAAAAAUCUCACCAUUGAGCAGCUUGAAGCUGAGAUCGACUCUGAAAAAGCCGCCCUCGAACUAACUGGUGAAGACAAUAGCAAUGUGAUCAAGGAGUUCGAAAUGCGCCAGCAGCGCAUUGAGAAGCUCAAGUCCCACCUUUCCGACUUCCAGAAAAACCUCGAUGAACUUGAUGCAGCAAUUGCAGAAAUUCGAGCUAAAUGGGAGCCGAAGCUUGAAGAGCUCGUUCAAAAAAUCAGCGACGCCUUCUCCGAUUCCUUCGCUCGCAUUGGCUGUGCGGGGCAAGUGAGCAUAGAUAAAGCGGAGGAUGUGAUCCCUGAAUACGGCGAUUCUGCCUCCACCUCCACCCAGGCUGAUAGCGGUGACAAUCAUAACAAUAGCACAAGCGAUUUCGACCGGUGGGCCAUUCGUAUCCAGGUGAAAUUUCGCGAGCAUGAAAGCCUCUCCGUCCUAGACUCUCACAGACAGUCCGGUGGUGAACGGGCUGUUAGCACGAUCUUCUACCUCAUGGCUCUACAAUCUCUGUCCUCCUCGCCGUUCCGAGUGGUCGAUGAGAUCAACCAGGGCAUGGAUCCGAGGAAUGAGAGGAUGGUACAUGAGCGGAUGGUUGAUAUUGCGUGUGCCUCUGGUGGUGAGGGGGGUGGGGGGCAAUAUUUCCUCAUAACUCCUAAGUUGCUGAGUGGGCUUGUGUAUAAGAGGGGAAUGAAGGUUUUGUGUAUCGUUUGUGGGGAGUAUGUGCCGAAGGACUACGAGAAGAUUGAUUUUGGGAAGUGUGUGUUACGGAUGAAGGAUGGGUUGAGGAACAGCAGCAAGGGGAAGGGGAAGGGAAAGGGAAAGGAUGUAGAUAGCGGCAAGGGAGGCGUUGAUGUUGAGAGGUGA